UUAAAUAAAAAAAAUUCUAUCGAAUAUAAAUAAAAUAAAUAAAAUUAUUGGUGUCUAAUUUUUUAAUAAUUAAAUUGAAACAACAUGUACAAACCAACGUUUUUGUUAAACAUAUUAGGAACUUGUAUUAUUAAAUAUAUUUUUGCCGAAGAAUAUGACAGCGAUGAUAAACUUUACAUGUUCGUGUCACCGGAUCAACAUGAAAAGACGCCACGUCUCGAAGAUUUUUUCUGGACGGGCUCAGGGGAUGGCCCGCCAGCACCGCCGGAUCUCCCAUUGCCAACACCAUCACAACCCGCCACGCCACUUAUUCGGACAACCACUGUACUCGCCACAGUGUAUCUGGAUUCGUUCCCGCCACAGGCGGUGACUGACAAGACCACUGGGGAAUGCGUACUGAACUGUGGAGAUGCUGUUCCUGACAGUUUGGAGCCAGAGAUUCCUGAAGACCGCCGCUAUUGGCUCCUCACUGUCAUCCAAGGGUCCACACCUGACAGCUUGCAAUUAAAGCUCGCAAGACUAUAUCAGAAAGCAUUUUUGAGACAACAAGAACGACACCUGGGCAUCAUCAAAUCAUUAGACGCACCAACUGGUAGGAAGAAACAUGAUGUUCACUCGUUCGUAGUAAAUAAAGACAAUAAUAAUAACCAAGUAAACUCCAUUAGUUCUGAAACACCUUUUAAAUAUUACGAUAUACAUGGUACCGUAGUUUCUGUGGAAUCAAUUAGCUCUAUAGCCUCUGAAAGCUUAGUUAUGCCUUCAUCUGAUAUAGUAUCAAGUUCGUCGAGUAUGUUGCCAUUAAAUAUAGAAAAUGUUGAGAUAUUUUCAUCUAAUAAUGUACAUAAUGCAUCAUCGAGAUCAGAAAUAAGAGCUACAACAAUAAACGAAGUGGAGUCAUGGAUAUUAGUGAAUCCGACUAAUGUUGUACGAAAAAGGGAAGUAUCAGAUCGAGAGGAAAUGGAAUAUGAUAAGGAGGAAAUGAUCGAUAUUCCAUUAGAAGCGGAUUAUGGUAAUGGCACAGCAUUGUUCAAGAGAGAGAUUAUAAAACCCGAGCAACAACCCCCAGUGCAAGUGCAUAUCCAGAAUAUAACUGAGUCAGCAGAAUCCGGGAGCGUGCAAAUAAUAUACGUGGUGUUGGUGGGUGGUCGAGCGGUGCCGGCGGCAGUAGCUGCUAGAGAUAUGAGGCUGGUUAGAGAUGCUGAGGUGGCACACGAGUUGGGUGCCGUCGUCACAACGAAGGCUGAACCAGCGUACUUGAAGGCGGCCGAGGGUCUUGAAGGCGAGGCCAGUACUGGAGGAGUACACGGUACCGAGCUUUGGGCGCUGGCCAUCGGUGCCACAAUAGCGGUGCUACUAUUGCUAGUCAUAAUAGUUCUACUAUGUUUUGCUCACAGAAAAAAGUCAAUGAAAUCAGCGGCAUCACUCCGUGCAUACAGAAACGAACUGUUAAGAGAAGCCGAGAGAAACCAAUUGAAGCAAGUACACGAAGAAAAGGAUGGCAGGUUGAUCAGCGUAGUAUCUCCAAGUAGAACAAGACCGAGUAGCAGUACUCUAUUGCCUAUUUAUAGAGCAGCUAGUGCUUCCAGUACAAGUUCAUCAGGCGUAUCAGAGAUGGCCGCUGCACUACGAAGACGACAAAAGAAACCUCACGCCCUGAGGAUGCCACAGAAGAAGAGAGUGGGUACGACGGACAGUCUUCUAGAGGCAGCUGGUGUGGAUAGUUCAGAUAGCGGUCAGCCUUCUGUACCGCACACACCCACAUCAUAUCUUUCCAUGCCUUCCGUCAAUUCAUUCCCAAGAGGGAACAUAGUGGAACCUCUCUCAAGAAUUCUGGAGCCCGUAUCGGUGCGUCAUCUAGAUAUAGACUCUCCAGUCACCAGCCCCAAGUCCAAGGAGAAAGGUCAAGACAAGUCUAAGGAUGUAGUGCCUCGGAGACAAAUGCCCUCGCAGUUAGUCAGGCUCGGGAGUAUUGAUAAGGAUCCUGGUGUCAUCGGACCACUGGUCUGGGAUCUUCACUGCCAAAGAAUAAAAGAUGCAUCGAAACCAUCGAGUCCUGCGCGGUCAGUGGCGGGUGUGAGUCACGAAGAUAGCAGUCGAAGGGCGGGUGCUGGCCGCAUGAGGCGCCGUUUCAACGAACUUAUGGACGAUGCCUUCACGCUGUUUGGCAGCGCUGCCUCCAGCCCCAAAUCCCAUCAUACUUUUACAGUCGAUCCAGAAAGAGACAGGGACAAAAAACCCGAGAGAGGGCCAAGCGGCGUGGAGGACCGUUCGCCGAUAGCUCAGGCGCGUAACGAAAUGGUGCGGCUACCGGGGUCGCCAUACUCCGCGCUUGCCACUCUACGCGGUCGCUCCGCAGAUACGCACAUGAGAGAUACGGGGACGGGUACAGCAGGCCCCUCUGAAAGCCGGCCACGGACGUCGCAGACGAGGCCGGCGACCGAGAGGAAGGCGCCACCACCAGCCAGGGCUUGGGGACCUACUCCGCCCCAUUCCCUAACGUCUCGCCUGCCACCAGCGCCGAUCGUGAACACCGCUUUGAUCCGCGCCGAAGGUCACCUACCAGCUGAAGAUCCCGCAUUGCCGCUCAUAUCUGCCAUCAAGGACGAGAUUCAACGCAUUAGGGACCAAGCCAAGCCUACGUAGUCUUUUCAUGGAUGACAGUGGAAAGGUAAACCCGCCUACGCUAUCUGUAUAUACUAGCGGGGCACCAGUAAUGAGUGAUAGGUGGGGAGGAAAACAGGUUAGUUGGUCCAUCAUGACGAAUUCAAUAAGAAUUAACGACGAUGUUUUCCAUGUCGCAUGAAGGUCGUCUUGACAAUAUAUUGGGGUCGAUUCAGACAAAAAUCAGUCAUUUUUCUAAAUCUAUCUCUUUAAUUUGAUAAUUUUAAAAAUCCUAUUUUGUGGAUCAUCGUGAACUAAAUUUAUUGCAAUUUUCAUCAUCAUACCAACUGUUAACUGUCCACUGAUGAACAUAGACUUCUCACUUAGUAGGUUUUGCCGGUAGUUGCCACGCUUGGCAAGCAGAUUGGCAACUGUAAUUAGGCUUUCGUGAUGUUUUAAGGGGGAAGCUAGUCUAUCCGUCGACCAAUAAAUUCCUUUAAUUACUUCUUAGUCGACACCCACGAGAAAGAAAAGGGUGGACCACACGGCAAAUUUAUACUAUCUAAUGCAAGCCAUUAAAUCUAUUAGAAAUUUAGUUAAUACUGGUCCUUGGAAUAAAGAUUUUGCCGUGAUAUCAAAUUGAAAUUUUAAUUAAGAGACAAGUUUAGAAAAACGGCGUCUCGGAAUCGACCUCAUUAUUAGGAACGGGGCCGCUAGUCCCCUAUACUAAUAAUCCACACCACAAUGUGUUUCUUCUUGAGCCUUCUUGAGAUUCUUACUGUUCACUAGUACCAUUUUUUUAGUUCCACAGUAGAAUUUUGAAAAAAUCCCUUAAGACCAGAGUCAUAGAAUCAAUAUCUAAGAAUAAAAACAAAAAAAACUCCACUGUAACUUUCCAUUUGUAUCUUUUAUGCCUCCAUACAUAGGCUCAAUUGUCAUUUGUGUCGAAUCAAAGUGAAAUCGUAACUAGGUUUUUUUUUUCUAGAACAAAUGGAAAAAAAACAAUUUCGAUAUUAUUUACCAGUACAAUGCCAGUUGCCAGGCAAAUAUUUAUAAUGUUAAAUAAAUAAACUGUACAAGUAAUUCUAAGCUGAAGUGCAAUUAAAUAGAUUUAAAAGUUGAAAGACGAGAAUCAAACUUUGAUAACUUUUAGAAAUGUGCUAAUAUUAUUGUUAUUUUUCUAUUGUUUAUAUUUGUUAUUAAUUAAAGCAUAUUAUGUUUAUUAUAUAAUUUAUAAUCGGAGACUUAAUCAUAUUUCUUUCUCGAAUUACUUCAGUUUAAAAUAAUGUGGAGCUGUAAUUUUUUCAGCAAUUUUAGCUCAUUUUGUACGGAGAAAACUAGAAUUAAGAUAGUGAAGUAGGUAAGAUAGUAAUAAUGUACGAUUUGACGGUACUCUCAUCUUGUUAUUAGUAUUUAUUAGCAAAAUUGUUACAAAAAUAUAUACUCUUUUAAAAUUAUGUAAUGAAAACGUCUUUAAUGAAGGGAUUAUUCAUUAAUUGAUUCAAAAUGUAAUGUGUUCUUACAAAAUUUUUAUGAAUGAAUGAUCUACAAAACGGCCACUUCAUUUGUGAAAAAUUAAUAUGAGGCCAACAUGGGAGUAUUGUAUUGUAUCAGCCGUGAACUGUCCACUGCUGGACAUAAAUUUGCUCCAUAAAAGGGGGAUUUUGCCAAUAGUUGCCACGCUUUGUAAGCGGGUUGGCAACCGCAGUUAGACUUUGGUGCUGUUUUAAGAGGGACGCUGUUGCCCAUCCUAUUAAAAUUCCUUAGUCGCUUCUUACGACACCUACGGGAUAGUAAGGGACAUGGAAGUCCCUAUCAAUCGGGAAAAGUAUUGUCAAAAUCGGUUCAGGCUUAGAGAAAAUAUAAUGCCACAAAAAAUUGAGGCGAAUUGACCUCUUUGUAAUUGCUUAAAAAUUAGGUAAAAAUUAUCAACAACUGAAUAAUGAAUUUUGUACUUUAAUGUGCGAGUAUGUUACUGAGAGUAGUUUUGUAAAAUUAUGUAAUGUAGAUUAGAAAGGAUAGAUGAGACGUACCGAUUAAUGAUUUGUUUUUGUAUACCUAUUUGGCACAAUUAGUAAACAAUUUUGAUAUGUCUAACAAUGCAUAAAGCCUAGUUGUUAAGAUAAACAAAUACAUAGCAAAAUUAAAAAUCUUAUUGCCGAUUGUAUUUUCAAACUAGCUGACCACUUUCCACGUUUCUAAGUCGUAUAAAAAUUUCCACGUUUCUAAGUCGUAUAAAAAAAAAAUCAUACCUUUAAUGCCAACUAUUAAAAUUACUAUUUCGAAGUAGCAAUUCUCAUAAAUAAUCAAUUAUUUAAUUUUUUUAUUUUUCAGCUGAACAGUAGGGGCUGUCAAACUUUUUUUUUCUUUUAAACUACCACCCGUAUUACAACGAAUUAAAUUAAAAAAUAUAUAUAUCUAUUGAAAUCGGUCAAGCCGUUUCUUACUUUUAGCGAGACUAAAGAACGGCGAUUCAUUUAUAUAUUAUACAGAUUAUCAGUUUCGACGAAAUUACACGAUUAUUUUUUAUUAUAAAGAUAUUGGAAACGCUUUAGGUACUUAUAGUAUUUUAUCUGAAUUUUACUAAUUGUGCUAAGUAUAGAAAAACAUAAAUCAAUAGACAUCAAUAAGAUUCGAUGCCAACACUUACAUUGUAAGUUAACUAAUCUACCUGAAUAAUUCUUUUUUGGAAUUUGUUUAUAAUGUCUUUUUAAUAUAUUUGUUUUGUAUAAUAUUCAUGUUUCAUUCAAUCCUUUAAAGACUUU
Molecule: messenger RNA, 5366 nt
Organism: Galleria mellonella (greater wax moth)
Lineage: Eukaryota; Metazoa; Arthropoda; Insecta; Lepidoptera; Pyralidae
Exons: 15
Coding region: 85-2643 (852 amino acids)
Source: RefSeq, a predicted model, not a curated record